This is a messenger RNA of Copidosoma floridanum, 6350 nucleotides long. It is a transcript of the gene me31B, whose product is annotated as ATP-dependent RNA helicase me31b. Lineage: Eukaryota; Metazoa; Arthropoda; Insecta; Hymenoptera; Encyrtidae. Gene Ontology annotation, molecular function: nucleic acid binding; RNA helicase activity; ATP binding. The record is from RefSeq and is a predicted model, not a curated record.
GGGGGGGAGUUGGGACGACACAACACACACACACGCAGCGCGAAACCAAACCAAGGGAAGAGAGCUUUGUGAAGCUCGACAUUGGUUGAACGGCCAUCUUGGCGUAUCGCGUGCGCGGAGCAAGCGGCCUCUUGUUUCUUCAGCGUCUAUCGUCCGUCCGUCGGCCAGUCUUUCGGCGACCUGCGAACGAGCAAACCAAUUGAGCCUUCGUGCAUUCCGAGAGUCUUCGUUGAUUACCCACAUACCUACAUUCAGCGAGCUAAGCGAGCCAUUUGGUGGUGUCCUCUCCUCCUCGUAGACGAGAGCGAAGGAGACCAUUAAACCUACGUCCGAUAUAUAUACACACAUAUAUAUUGUGCUGGUUAGCAGCAGCGUUUAAGAUAAUAUCUAGAUACACUGUGUCUGGUUCAAAAUGAUGUCAACAGAAUCCCAUAUGAAUUCUAACCACCACGUUUUGAGUUCUGCUCUGAGUUUGAAGUCAGACCUUGAGAAGAUGGAUGACGUUGGUUGGAAAGCCAAGCUAAAAAUUCCACCAAAGGACAAGCGUAUCAAGACAAGCGAUGUCACAGACACUCGUGGAAACGAAUUCGAAGAGUUUUGUCUGAAGCGCGAACUCCUUAUGGGAAUUUUUGAGAAGGGCUGGGAAAAGCCCUCACCCAUUCAGGAAGCCAGUAUUCCCAUUGCACUUUCCGGCAAAGACGUUUUGGCACGUGCCAAAAAUGGAACUGGCAAAACUGGAGCUUACUCAAUUCCUGUUCUAGAACAGGUUGACGCUACAAAAGACGUUAUUCAAUCACUGAUUAUUGUGCCUACCCGUGAGUUGGCACUGCAGACGUCACAAAUUCUAAUUCAACUUGCAAAGCACAUGGAUGUCAAAGUGAUGGUUUCCACCGGUGGCACUAACUUGCGCGAUGAUAUUAUGAGGAUUUAUCAAAAAGUACAUGUGAUAAUAGCCACACCUGGAAGAAUUCUUGAUCUCAUGGAUAAAAAUGUUGCCGAUAUGGAGCACUGCAGAAUUUUGGUUUUAGAUGAGGCUGACAAGCUUCUGUCACAAGAUUUCAAAGGAAUGUUGGAUCACGUGAUUUCCAGAUUACCCCAAGAACGUCAGAUCUUGCUGUAUUCAGCAACUUUCCCAUUGACGGUAAAACAAUUUAUGGAAAAGCACUUGAGAGAUCCCUACGAAAUUAACUUGAUGGAAGAGCUCACACUGAAAGGCGUGACACAAUACUAUGCUUUUGUGCAGGAACGUCAGAAAGUGCACUGCCUCAAUACACUAUUUUCCAAGUUACAAAUUAAUCAAAGCAUAAUAUUCUGCAACACAACGCAGCGCGUUGAGUUAUUGGCAAAAAAGAUCACAGAUUUGGGUUAUUGCUGUUAUUACAUACACGCCAAGAUGGCGCAAGCACACAGAAACCGUGUAUUCCAUGACUUCCGGAAUGGACUUUGCCGAAAUUUGGUCUGCAGUGACUUGUUCACGCGUGGUAUCGACGUUCAGGCUGUGAACGUGGUAAUCAACUUCGACUUCCCCAAGAUGGCAGAAACGUAUUUGCACCGUAUCGGUCGUUCGGGCAGGUUCGGCCAUCUGGGUAUUGCAAUCAAUCUAAUUACGUAUGAGGAUCGCUUCAACUUGCACCGCAUCGAGCAGGAGCUUGGUACCGAGAUCAAGCCCAUCCCUAAAGUGAUCGAUCCGUGCUUGUACGUAUCAAGGCAGGAUGAGAAUAAUAGCCUGGAAGAGAGCAACGUGUCCAAGUAGUUCUAUUAAGCGCAAUCAUAUGGCCCUGUGCCCUCCCACCAACGAUGAUAAUAAUACAUUUAUGUAUUAUCAAUCGCUCAAAACAGAGAGAGAUAUAUAUAUAUUUAGAGAGAGAGAAAGAAAAAAAUUUACGGUGUGACCAGUGAUUGUGACUUUCAGAAGUUGAAAAAAUUCUCAUUUCGAAGAUUCACGUACGUAUGUGCACGUCCAAUGAUUUAUCGAUGCGGUGCGCGUGCUACCUUUGAACAAUUUCUUUUUUUUUUUUUUCCUCGAAAAAGUGAGAUCAAAAAAACGUUUUGUGUUACUUAAGUCUGAGGGUGAGUCGAAAAAAACAACCACAUUAAUGAACUAAAGUUCUACUCCCGAUUUUUCGCGCGUGUAAAGAACGCAACACAAACAAAAAUAAGACAAGUACUGUCAGUGCUACAAAAAAAAUCUAAUGCAAAAAAGUGUUUUGAACAUUCGAUUUGCGUGUAGAAACAACAAAACAAUGAAUUUAAUGCAAAAUCAUGAAAAACAAUUUUAGUCGUAAUAAGCAAAGAUAAAAAAAAGUUACUUGUAAAUAAGGUAUUACUUGAGCAUGAAAAAAAAAAUUUAAUCAUAAUGUGCUCUGCGCUUAGCGACUUCGGUGAUUGAACAGUGAUUUUGGAGUGCCAGUGCUGAGUCAUACUUUGUAUAUAAAUUUAAAUGUAAAUACUAUGAUAUAGCAUAAAAUCAAGCCACUGUCCGCAAUAACAAAUAAUUAAGUAUCGUAAUGAUAUGUACAAAGAGAAAAUGGAUUAAAUAGUUAACAUCGAUUGCUUCAUUGCAUUAUCACAAGUGUAAAUAUAUUUACGUCGAAAAAAGAGAAAGAAUCGUUACAGGCGCCCAUUUAAACAUCGAUUUUUGUAUAUGUUCAUACGCAUAAUUUUUGAUCUUGAGUAUAUUUAUGGUCGACUAAACUGCUAAGUGAUGAAUUAUCGUAAAGAUAUUGCGUAAAAAUGAUGUACAGUUAGAGAUCACAAGUCUAUUCCCAAUAAUUAUCAUACGUCAGCGCAUACAUACUCUUUGAUUUAGCGAAAGUGUGAAAUCGUAAAAUCGUACCAACUGAUUGACCGUGGCUUGAUUUUAUAUGCUUUAAUAUAUACUGUCUACACAACUCUGAAAUUCAAUCGAUUUUCAAAUCUUUCGUACAAAAUACAAGAAUGAAAGGUUGUUUUUCUCAUGGAUCACCGAUGAUCCUGUUGGCUGAUUUUUAUUAGAAAAAAAAAUUUCUUUUUCUUUUCUUGGUUUGAUCUCGUACAUUCGAAUUUUUUUUUAUUAAAAUGAUUGAACGUCAGAGAUUGUAAAAUGACUAGUUUUGUACAAUUAUUUUUAUAAAGUAAACUGGCUGGUGGUCGGUAAUCUUUUUUCCAUCAAAAAUACAUCAUUUCGUCUUGCACUCUUUUAUGCGUAAAUUAAUAUAUCUCCGUCAUUCUGAUGCAUAGUACUUUAGUGGUAACGAAAAACCUUGGCAUUCGUAUAGUAAGGUACGCAUAAUCGUUCAGUUUUCUUGAAUCCUUUAGUGAGAUUUGCAAGUUUAUUUGGUUGAUUUUUAAAUUUUACUGUGUAAAGUUGAUAAAUUUUUUUCUACUUCAAUGAAAUUAAAAAUGAAAUGCGCCUAUUGUGAUUAAAACUUUUUUAUUAACUAACAAAAUGGAUUUUAAACUAUAAAGUAUAUGAAUUUGCCAAAUAUUCUGUGAAAUCACCGAAAAACGAGUCGAUCAGUCAAGAAUGUAAGACCUUUCGAUUUUUAGCGUCGAUCCAUUGAGUAAUAGUUGAAUUAUUCGAACAAAUCAUUAAAAGAUAUCGUCACUAUUUCCCCGCGAUUUUACAAGAAAAAAAAUCCAAAACCCUAGGAAAGAGGAAGAAAAAUCUUUUCGAAAGAUUACACCAUAAUACAAAUCAGUGUACACCACCAGCCAAGUGACGUAGAUUUACGCGAGAAAAAAAUAGAAGUAAAGAAAAAAAGAAAGAAAGAAUUUGCUAAAAACAGAAACUUCUUAACCGGUGAAAUCCGACUUCUCUUUUUCUUUGUUUGUUUUUUCUUUUUUUCGUUUCUUCGUUUCACAACGAAAGUUUACCUCUUUCGGCUUUCACUGUGAAAAGAGAAACAAACAUUAUUUCCUAUGUACAAUUUAAAAAGAAUAGAGGAUGUGCACGCGAGUGAUGUGAGAACGGUUUGCAAUGCUUUUACGAUUGUAAUGCUGUUAGCGAUUGCAAAAAUUCUAAUUUUAAAUCUUAAGAUGAUUUUUUACGAGACGAGAAAUAAUUCAACAUAACAAGUUAGUGGGAGGUAAAAAAGAAUACAACAAACUUUUGUGGACAAAUUGAGGCUUUGAAACUUGUGAUGUAUAAAACCGUUGCAUAAAACUAACAUGAGGAAGAAUAACAUUUUUCAAAGUGUCGCGAGUACUCGUAAGUAAUGCACAAAUUCACGACGUAUAAUUAAAGUUACGAGUUUGUUGAAAGUAUUGUCGACCUAUGUGACGCCCGAAAUAAAUUUGCAAUUCAAGAAAGGAAUAAAACUCUUGAGAGAAGAGCAUCCGAGAUAUAAAUAUUUCUCACGUUUAAUUUUUUUUGUUUCGUAUUAUUUCGCAUUAUAAAAUAUUUGGUAAAUAAUAAUUUGAUCGAUUUUCCUUGUAAAUAUUAUAAAUAUAUAUAUAUAUACCGAGCGGAGUAUAAAAAAUACGAGACGACCACACAGAUACUAUCUAUGAAUUCGGCAGCGUGCGGUGUCUGGAGAAAAAUGAUUAUUCUGGCGGUUAUUCGCCGUCGGAAAAAAGACUGUAUAAAUAUAUAUGUAUAAAAAUAUGAUAAUAUAUAAUGAUAAAAGUACAUUUAAUACACGAUUAUGAGACUAAACGCAUUACUAACCGUUCCGUGUGACGCGUUCAUCCUCGAUUGAUGAAACAAUCCUUGCGCUUGGAAAACAAAAAAAACUACCAUCACUUCGGGCAAUACAAUCAGCUGUCUCAAGGGUUCGGCUUUUCUCGUUGGCUUUUUUUCUACAUUUCGCUAUUCACGUGCACAUGACGAUUGUCCCGUAAUUCAAAAUUGAAAUUGCCAAAGUGAGCUUUAAAGCGAACGAGCGAGUGGCCGACUUUACGACCCUUUUUGAUGAACGAAGUUGCAAAGUGCGUGAUAAUCAGCGAUCAAAGUGAGCGAUGAUAUACAUUUAUAGAUAAAAAGCGAGUGUUCGUGCGUUUCUGUGCGUAUGUAUUAUGCGAGAGAGAUAUUUGUGUGACUGCAAGCGUUUGAUAAACCAAUCAAUCGAUUCCAUGCGUACAGAGGUUCAAACAAUGGACCUUUUUUUCCAGGGAAUGCUUGUGCGUCGUGCGUGUUACCUAUUUCGUCCGUUAGGACGAGCGAACGUUUAUUAUAUGAAACAAGCGAUUGAAGUAAGAAAGGAGAGUGUGCUUCUGCGCGAGUAUGAUUUUCGUAUAUGUCUAAUGUAUAUACUAUGUAUUGCGUGUACGCGCAGCUUGCGCGUGCAUACACACGUUGGUCGUUAAUUUUCGAUUAGUUAGAUGGCCACAUCACCUUCGAAAUUAUCGGUAAUUUACUCCCACCCCCUUCCCUACUUUUCCACCCAUUAAAAUCCCCUGCGCGUUUUUCGAUAAUUUCCUCUUUCUUUCAUAAAUUUCGUUCCCCUAUUCCCUUCUUUUCUUCCGCUGAAACCAUUGUUUUGCGGGUAGUUCUUAAAUUUAUACUUUUUUGUUCCUUUUUUUUUCUACUUCUGUGGCGAUGUUACUCGCAAAAAAAGAAAUCUUGUAAAACAAAAAAAAAAAAAAAAAAACACGAGAGGCUGGUUGUCGAUGGGAUGAGUCUUGUUGAAAUCCGUCUAGUACUGUCAUACAUCGUAUAGAUGCUAAAAUACCAAAAUUCUUGUGCACUCGUAGUAGCCAGCCUCUCUUGCGCAUUCCGAGGAGAUGAACGACAAAUCUGUUGAAAAUUCCAUCAAGUUUCAUCUCUCCUCCCUGACAAACUUUGUACUCUUAGAGUUAAUAACAUCAUUUCGAGAGACAUUGCGCAGUCUCUACUGUCAUAACAGCGACAAAAAAAAAGUGAAAAAUUAAGGCUUGUGGCGUUGUAACCAUCACAGGGGCGUACGGUAUUUUUUAUUGUACGCAAAGUGAUUGUUGGCGUUGUUAUUAGUGAUGGAUAAAGAUCGGGUACAGCUUGCGCGGAGCUUUGUGCAACAACCGAGAAUGCUCCGAUUGUACGCAUUUUUUUUUUUUAUACCAUCUCGUGCGUGUGGUAAAAUCAAGCUUCGCACGCGCGGAAUAGUGAAUCUCGAGCAGUCCUCUAAAGCGUGUGCAAAGGAAACAUCUAGAGUGAUAUUGAUUAUAUUGUUAAAAUAGAGCUUGAGAUUCGUUGGUCCGCGAUUUUUUGCCUGCUAGAAAAAGUUCGAGGUAGACUUGGACGCUGUUUUGGAUAAAGUAUUCUUACUUUUGAAGAUGAGAGCAGACUUACUAUCUAGUUUUGUGGAUGCAAAACUCGAACUUUUCUUGCAUUGGUGGGUAUCUGCCCUAAAACCAUACCGGAAAGAAAAAAAAAUAAAAAGAAAAAAAAAAAA